GGUGAAGCGAAGACAAAGGCACUCAUUUUCGGAUCGCUCUCUGUUUUGUAGCAAAUCCUUUGGCCCUUCGCUCUUCUCUGCUCCUCUCUCUCUCUCCCCUUCACAUCCUCGACAUGGCGUAAAACCAUGGACGGUCCAAAGCUCGAAGCGGUAGCCAUCAUCAUUUCCUCAGGUCAGCCCAAACCCUUCGCAGCUAUAUAUUCACUGCUACAAACCAAAUCCCACCUCCCCUCCCACCAUCCCCGUCCUUCUCGCUUCUUUUGGACGCCAUAUUUCUCGCUAUUCCAUCCUAAAAUCUGAAGUCAUGGUAGAUGGGCAAAAGCUGGAUCAGAUUUUUGAGUCACAGACGAAGCAUUACGAGCGCAAAAGCUUGGAUUUUGAUACUAGUUCUUCCUGAUUCAGCUUCGUAUAUCUGCUCUGGUUUAGUUCAUGGAAGGGGAGGCGAAGCCGGAACGCUAUUCCCCUGCCUUCCUCUCCAUCGAGGCGGCCAAAUCUAAUCAAGAGGACGGCGAUUGCAAAGGCGGAGGAGCAUCGAUCUGCUUGGACGCCAUUCUGCCCGAUGAUUUACUGGAGAAAGUCCUCUCCUUGUUGCCGAUCGUGAGCAUAAUCCGGUCGAGCUCCGUCUGCAAGCGGUGGCGUGAGGCGGUGCGCUCCGGACGGUGCUCCACGUCGCCGCAGAAGCCCUGGUACUUCAUGUGCACCGGAAGCGACCACCGCGCCGCCGGAUACGCCUACGACCCAAGCCUCCGCAAGUGGUACUGCUUCGACUUCCCCUGCGCCGAGCGGAGCAACUGGUCCAGCUCCUCCUCACGUGGCUUGGUCUGCUUGAUGGACCGCGAGAGCCAAAGCAAGAUCUUUAUUUGCAAUCCGGUCGCCAAGGACCGGAAGCGUCUGCCGGACGCCCCUGGCGGGGAGUCCCCCGACUACAGCGCACUUGCCGUGGCCGUCGAUCGGUGGUCGAACGGCUACAUGGUGGCGGUGGCUAAGUGCAAGCAGGUGCCCCAGGAUUUCUACCAAUGGGACUUCUCGAUCCACAUUUACGAGUCUGAGACUGAAACGUGGGUGACCACCCUCAGGGAAGUGAUCGCAGGGUGGAGAGCAGGGGAUGAGUGUGUGAUCUGUAAUGGAAUUCUGUACUUUCUAAUAUACUCUACAGGUGUUCGAGGAAAUGACGAGCCCAAGCAUUGCCUUGUCAUCUACGACCUUUUGGUGCGGUCUUCGCCCGCUUCGAUCAUGCGAAUGGCCGUGCCGGUUCCUUUUUCCCUCACCUGUGGAAGGUUAAUGAAUCUCCAGGAUAGGCUGGUCAUGGUUGGUGGCAUAGGGAAGCAUGGCAGGCCGGGCAUCAUCAAGGGGAUAGGCAUCUGGGAACUUCACCAGAAGGAAUGGCGCGAAAUUGCAAGAAUGCCCCACAAGUUCUUCCAGGGGUUCGGGGAAUUCGAUGACGUCUUCACUAGUAGCGGCGCCGAUGACCUUAUUUACAUACAAAGCUUCGGAUCGCCGGCGUUGCUAACCUUCGACGUGAGCUUGAAGAUGUGGAAAUGGUCAGUGAAAUCCCCUUUGACUAAGAGGUUUCCUUUGCAGGUGUUCACUGGUUUUUGCUUUGAACCUAGGCUUGAGAUCACUCCCUGAUGCCUUGUUCAUGGUUUUGCUUCAUAUGCCAAAGAAAGUUUGUGUUCUUACCAUUUCGUUCUUCAAUCCAAUGAAAAGAAAUUGAAAAUGCAAUCAGUCAGUUCUAUUGAAGAUGACCAUUUUACAAUUGCUUUCGUGCUAAUUUUUUGGACCAACUUUCCCAGCAAAUCUUUGUUUAUGAUCAAAAUUCAAAUCCUACUGAUGCACUUACAUAAGUUUGUUUCAUCAAAUGCUAGAUGAUAAAACAAUUCUACUGUGCCUGUAAAAUCUUGGCAUGCACUGUCAGGUUUCAGUUUGCUUUAAGCUUUUUAUGUUUA
Messenger RNA from Zingiber officinale, 1946 nucleotides. Its product is annotated as F-box/kelch-repeat protein At3g61590-like. The transcript has a single exon. The coding region runs from base 430 to 1629 and encodes 399 amino acids. The record is from RefSeq and is a predicted model, not a curated record. Gene Ontology annotation, molecular function: protein binding. Lineage: Eukaryota; Viridiplantae; Streptophyta; Magnoliopsida; Zingiberales; Zingiberaceae.